GAAGAAGAAACAGCUCGAUUGGUCGAAAUGAACUAGUGCACCUGUCAGUGGCGACCGGUGACCGAGGCUUGGUGGAAGAAAACAAUUUGUUCCAAGUUAUUUAACUUUUUUUUUUUCUAAAGCUCUUUCGUGUUCAACGUUUAACUUCACUCUGAACGGGACCCGUCUCGCAGUGAGCUGAAGAACGAGAAUGAGCUUUCAAGUGCCGCGUUUCUAUCUGUGGUUGUGUGCAGCUGUUGUGGUGUCGGUGUUUUCUUCUUCUGAAGCGAGUUAUCUUUGCACCGCACUUGUGAAUAUAUCGUUCACUGACCCCGAAACUAAUGAAACAGUGUGGCAAAAGGACGAAAGCGGACUCUAUGGCCAGGAUUCGCCAAAAGCUUCAGUAACUGGGGAAGUUGUUAUGCCGCAACCCGUGCAUGGCUGUGAUCCCGAUACUUUUUAUCAAGCUCCUACUCGCGGGCAGGAAUGGAUUGCUUUGAUCCAACGCGGGAAUGGAUGCACCUUUACGGAGAAGAUCAAUAUAGCGGCGAGAAACGGAGCCGUUGGCGUGGUGAUCUAUAAUAACGACCCCGAAUCCGAAAAUCGGGUCAUUCAGAUGUCUCACCCAGGGACAGGAAACACCGUUGCCAUCAUGGUGGGGAACAUCAAGGGCUUGGAGAUUGUAAGUCUGAUCAGGAGCGGCAUUCAGGUCACCAUGACGAUUGAAGUGGGCAGGCAGCAUGGCCCCUGGAUGAGCCACUACUCGGUCUUCUUCGUGUCCAUCUCUUUCUUCAUUGUGACGGCCGCCACUGUAGGCUACUUCAUCUUCUACUCUGCUCGCCGGUUCAGCAGCAUGCGAGCACAGAAUCGCAAGCAGAAACAACUUAAGGCGGAGGCGAAGAAAGCCAUUAGCCAGCUUCAAGUUCGAACUGUGAAAAAUGGAGAUAAGGAAACUGGACCAGACGCAGAUGCUUGUGCUGUUUGCAUUGAGGCCUACAAGCCAGGGGAUGUUCUUUCUAUCUUGACUUGCAACCAUUUUUUCCACAAAUCCUGUAUUGAGCCCUGGCUGCUGGAGCACAGAACCUGUCCCAUGUGUAAAUGUGACAUCCUGAAGGCCUUGGGAGUUGAGCCUGACAUUGAAGAGCCUAGUAUUAUGGUACCUACUGCCCCAGAGUUCAGGAAUUUUACCCGUGGUACCCCAGAAAUGACCGAGGAAGAGCCCCGAAGUGAGACCACAUCCUCGGGUUAUGCUUCAGUACAAGACACAGAAGAACAUGCGGAAGCUACGCUCAACCCUGAACUUGAAAUUGACUGCCAGAAUGAGGAGACUCCUCAAGACAGAGCAGUCAGGGUGAACGUCCAGCCACAAUAUGACAACCUUGGCUUUGAAGGCGACGAGAGCAACCUUCAUGUGGCCAAGACAUAAUGCCGAUGAAUGCAAAAGAAGGAGGAUCGGGAACUGAUGGGAUUGAUGCCACAAUCGCAUCACUUCACAUAAAUUUCCAUGUUGAUAAAUCAAAACUGAAGAUUCAGCUGCAUUAAAAACAAAUACAACCAAUACUAUAAUAUUGAAAUUCCUAAGUGUUUCUGCCUAUGCAUUUUUAAGAACCUUGACUUACUCACUUUCCCUAUGCAUAACCUCUUUUUUAUUUUAUAUUAAGAAAAUACUUCUCCAUUACCUUCAACGGAAUGUAGCAAAGCACCACACUGACUGAUUUGAUUUUUAGGAUUUGAUUUAAUUGCAGAAAAAGCCAAUAGUCCUCUAAUUACCCAUUGGGGGGGGGUAAAUAUCUUGUAAUCAAAUCAAACACUUUAGUUGCAUGGAUUUUUAAGUUAAUGAAUAAAGUUUUCCAUCAGUUACAUAAAAAUGCAGGGGGUUAACCUGAAGCUGUUCACAUACUGUAGCUUAGAAAAUCCAGUCUGUUGUUUUGAUAGCCACAGCAAUCUUGAUACUUUUAUAGCAUCUGCAUUUUCAGACCUUUUGUUAUCCCAAGUGUGGUUUGAAUGGUUUGAUUAAAAAAACAUUUUUUUCAUGUGUACUAAACCCGAAACCCUAGUAGACUUCAUUUUAAAGCACAUUUCAGUAUAUAGGGAAAAUGCUGUAUUUAUGACAUGGAGGGUUUCUUUGUUUUAUGUGCUGCAAAACAGAUUUUGUGUGAAACUGUCCUUUGAGUUAUUGGUAUAUUGCAAUAUUUUGAAUUUUCCUAUUAUACCUGAAAGCUGCCAUGCAUGUAUUUCAUGACUGGAAGUAUCGGGUUGUAGUUGUACUUUUCAUGUUAAGUGGACUUGAGAUGGGCACAAGAGUAGAUAGAUUCCUAGUGAACUAGUGAAAUGCUUCCACCUACUGGAGUUCCUUUGCAAUUUCUUAUGUAAAUCUCGUGCCACUCCAACCUUCUUCUGUCUCCAGAACGAGUGACACAUUUUUUAAACUAUCAAAACCUUUUCAGAGGAUCAUCUAUUUUUAUAUAAUGAUCUCCGUUGUUAUUUUUAAAUACAAUUUCAAUUUUUUUUUUAAGUUUGGAGUUGGAUCAGUCCCUACACUUUUGCAUGGGUUGUAUUCUUAAAUAUGUCUCCACCAGUACAUGAAAUGUUUAUACAGGGUGUUUAAUAAUGUGCAAAUCUUAAAUGAAGGUUUUUUUUUUUGUCUGACUUCCAGAGCAAGAGUCUUUUAAAGUAAUACGGAACUCACUCUUUCUCCACUAAACUGCUAUGAAGACAUGUGUACCUAAAGCUAUUUAAUGCAUAAUAUUGGAAUGUAAAACGUUUGAAUGAUUUCACUGAGUAUUUGCAAACCCAGAUUGCAUGCACUUUAUUUACUUUGCUAAUGAUUUUAUUGUGCUGUCAUGACUUUCAUCAAAUAUAUUUUUUAAAAACUGUGACUUUGUCUUAACACUGAACUAUUAGGUCCACUCUUAAGUAAUAUUUCUUCAAAGUGUUUUUUUAAAUUACAUAAGGGACAAAUAGUAUUGGUUCUGUUAUUUUCUUAACUUCAGUGUGGGAAAAUUAAUAACUGGUGUACAUAUGAUUAAAAUUUAUAUUGAAAUUGUAAAUAAAAUUGUUAUUGUACUA
Molecule: messenger RNA, 3048 nt
Organism: Lepisosteus oculatus (spotted gar)
Lineage: Eukaryota; Metazoa; Chordata; Actinopteri; Semionotiformes; Lepisosteidae
Product: ring finger protein 128
Source: RefSeq, a predicted model, not a curated record